UAAAUAAUUAGAUAUUGUCCAUAUGCACAACUAUGACGUAAUAUAGAAACAGCGUCUAGUUCAAUGACGUCACAGUCAGCUCCGCCAUCAUGUCCAACUCCAUCUUCGACGCCCUCACAGGAGUAACAUUAGAGGGUUCGGCGGGGCUCACGGUGCAACAGCUCUUGGAUGCCCCUGAUUUAAUCCAAAGUACUGUUACUAUUGCCGGAGGCUCUCCAACUGCCACAUCUACUAGCCACCAAUGUGCUCAGCUCUCCUCUGCCAUCACAAAUGCAACAAUAAGUGAGGGAGUAUCUCUGGAUGAUGACGAUGUCUUCCAGUGUGGGAGAUGCAAGAAGCAGUUUUCAUCUCUUGAUAUUUUCAUGGUUCAUAAACGUGAUCAUUGUUCAAGUAAAAAUGGAGUGGUGCAUACACUUCAAGCAACACAGGGACCUCCUCAUUCUUCACCAACAGACCAUGGAAGCUUUGAAAGUGAAAGUCCAUCUCUUGCCGGCCAAAUUCACUUACAAGUUCAACCACAACAAACACAAGUAUCUACAGCAUAUAGCAGUGGUGGCUUGCCUUCUCCUGGUACCAUUAUUGUCAAUGAAGCAGAACUACUUCCAUUUACCAUUGAAACUGCUCAGGUAUUGCCACUGCCAGGGGGGUUGCAGACAGCCAACUUUCUGCCCGUUUCCAGCAGCAAUAAAACCUUGUCAUCAGCAGUUUCCCCAUUGCUCACUACCACCACCACUAUUACUACUCCCCUUGAAAAAUGGUUUCGUGGAUUUUUCUUCUCAGGCUCCUGUUUAGGGAAGAGAACCAGUCACUCUUUUCUUUGUGAAUACCAGGAUGUUGGCUCAAACUUAGCAUCACCCCAGACACUAACCACAAUGGUUGAUGUAGAUGGUAGUGAGGGUGGAGAAGGUUGUAAUGAUGAAGAUCCAGAUCAUGAGGAAAUGUCUGAAGAGAGAGAUGAUAUUGCUUGCUACAAUCAUGAGUUCUUCCAUGGUGGAAUGGCGAAGACAGCACCAAGCAAAAAUGAACCCCUGAAACUGAAGCCAAAGCACAGAUGCCCCUUUUGUGCCAAGGAAUUUAGCAAGAACUUUGAUCUUCAGCAACACAUUCGUUCACAUACUGGAGAGAAGCCAUUCCAGUGCAUUGUGUGUGGCAGAGCCUUCACACAGAAAAGCAAUGUGAAGAAGCAUAUGGCUACUCAUCGGGUGUGGCCCUCUGGCUCUCUUAGUGACACUUUACCGAAAGAUCCAAUUAAGAAACUUAUGAUGUCUUCAUCAACCAUAGAUAUGGUACCUCAAAUUGACCUUUUAGAGGAGGGUGUGUUGAAAGAAGAGGUGCUGGUGGAUGAUUCAUACGUAUGCCAGUUCUGUGGACAUUCCCUUGACAGCUAUGUUGAGCUGCGCACUCACAUGAAACUUCAUGCUCAUCAGAAGGUGUAUAAAUGUAUCCAAAAAAAUUGUGAGCUGGCCUUUGAUGACUUGGACUCCUUUCUGGACCACAUCCGGACACACGACCGUGACCUGCAGUAUCGCUGCCAUACUUGCUCGAAGGUGUUCUCCUCUCUCAAUACUCUCGGCUAUCACCAGUAUGAACACUCGGUGUACCCUCAAUCAAAGAAAGCUAUAGGUCCAAGCUAUUUUCGAUGUACGAAGUGUAUGAACAAAUAUGCAAGUGCAGAAGCAUUAGAGCAUCAUCUGCGUACAUCUUCUCAUCAUUAUCCUUGCAAACAGUGUGGAAAAAUAUUCACAUCAGAACGAUUGCUGCGCCGUCAUUUGCACGUUCAUGGAACAGUCAAUUUAUUCACCUGUGCUCAAUGUUCUAAGGAAUUUAAAUCCGAAUACUCCUUAAAGUUGCACCAAUUAAUACACACUGGAGAGAAGCCUUUUGAGUGCCACUUAUGUAAGACUGCCUUCAACCGCCGAGAUAAAUUGAAACGUCACAUGCUGAUCCACGAAGCCAAAAAAUUCAAGUGUCCUUUUAGGUCUACUGUUGGGUGCCAGAAGGAAUUUAGCAGACCUGAUAAAUUGCGGCUCCAUAUGAUGACCCAUGCAGGUGGCCGUGCACGGCGUGGACGAGGCCGUGGUCGAAGCUCCAGUACUGCACGCAUUGACCGACAAGUGAAGACAGAGGUCCUUACACCUGAAGAAUCAAAUUGUUCCAUCUGCCAUCAUUCUUUUCAACAUGAAGGUGAUCACAUGUGCUUUAUAGAAGAAAAUGAAGAUAAUGGAAUGGUUGGUUGUGAGAGCAGAGAUCCUGCUGCCCCAGUGUCACAGGCAGGGAGGAUACGUCCCAUCCGCCAAGCUGUAGUACGAAGAGCCAGAGAUCAAGCCAACAGUAGAAGAGGGGGCCGAAAAAAGCGUGGAGGAUGUGGGCACCAUACCCAACAGCCCCAUAGACAAAAUCAGCAGCAGGAGCUACAGGAAAAACAUACUGUACAAUCACAGGAAAUUCAACACCAGGUAGAGGAAAGUAUCUUGGGUGUGCCAGCUGUUGACUGCAUCACAGAGCUCAAAUGUGAUGCCGAUACCCAGAAUGUAGAGAUUAUUUAUAUCCCAUUCUCUCUACCACUAACUCGACCAAUCCAGGCUGAAUUGAUGCGUGCUAUGUCUAGUGAGGAAGGUGGUCAUGUUGAUAGUGACUUAUUAGAGGGAGGUCCCACUAUUACUUUAGAUGGCACUACAUCAUCUCUCUUAGUAGGGAACAGUACAAUGGUUCCCCUUGUUAAUCAUGCCAGUGUACAUGAAAUGGAUCAUUUAGAGCCCACAAACAUUCUGAAGGAGACAACAGAUCUGCAAGUUAUAUAUAACUCAGCCACAACCCAACAGGAAAGCAAUGAUGCAUCCCAGCUGGUGGAGACACAAUUGACUAGUAACCACCUUCACGGUGGACAGCUCGGUCACGACGCCACCCUGGAUGAGUCUCGGCUCACUCACUCGCAUCUCACUCAUCUUAACAUCUUGCCUGAUCAGACUUGAUAUGAUGUGCAAUAAGUUACAGCCAUAUUCUUUUUCACCGACAUUGGUGUGGUCUUCGAGGAAUACAAGUCAACCACUUUCUAUUCAAUAAAUAGUGUAAAGUUGAAACAUACUGUAUUGCAAUAAUUUAUUGUUAUAAUUUGCAGUCACUAUACAGCAUGUGGGGGAAAAAAAGCCUUACCAGGGAAGAUUUUCUAUGUAGACAAUCAGUUCUAAAUUGUAGAUGUAUGUAAAGUUUUUAAAUUAUGACCUAAAAUAUUUAACUUAUAAGCUUAUAGGCCAGUAAUGAUAUCACGUGUAUAAUGUGUAUAUAUUGAUGAACUUAACAAAUUUUAUAAAGAAA
Messenger RNA from Procambarus clarkii (red swamp crayfish), 3315 nucleotides. Its product is annotated as zinc finger protein 341. Lineage: Eukaryota; Metazoa; Arthropoda; Malacostraca; Decapoda; Cambaridae. Gene Ontology annotation, molecular function: DNA-binding transcription activator activity, RNA polymerase II-specific; RNA polymerase II cis-regulatory region sequence-specific DNA binding. Gene Ontology annotation, cellular component: nucleus. Gene Ontology annotation, biological process: regulation of transcription by RNA polymerase II. The record is from RefSeq and is a predicted model, not a curated record.